AUGGCGGAGCAGGAGAGCCUGGAGUUCGGCAAGGCGGACUUCGUGCUGAUGGACACCGUCUCCAUGCCCGAGUUCAUGGCCAACCUCAAGCUCAGAUUUGAAAAAGGACGCAUUUACACCUUCAUUGGAGAAGUCGUCGUCUCUGUGAACCCUUACAAGUCAUUGAACAUCUAUGGGAGAGACACAAUUGAACAGUAUAAAGGACGGGAACUGUAUGAGAGACCGCCUCAUCUUUUUGCUAUUGCUGAUGCUGCUUACAAGGCUAUGAAGAGGCGAUCAAAAGACACUUGUAUUGUGAUAUCAGGGGAAAGUGGAGCUGGUAAAACGGAAGCCAGUAAAUACAUCAUGCAGUACAUUGCAGCAAUCACCAACCCCAGUCAGAGAGCAGAGGUUGAAAGAGUGAAGAAUAUGUUGCUUAAGUCCAACUGUGUUUUGGAAGCUUUUGGAAAUGCUAAAACCAACCGUAAUGACAACUCAAGCAGGUUUGGAAAAUACAUGGAUAUCAACUUUGAUUUCAAGGGGGAUCCUAUUGGUGGACAUAUCAAUAACUACUUACUGGAGAAGUCUCGAGUGAUCGUGCAACAGCCAGGAGAGAGAAGCUUUCAUUCUUUCUAUCAGCUACUCCAAGGAGGUUCAGAGCAGUUACUACGUUCUCUACAUCUCCAGACAUCCCUUUCAUCCUACAACUAUAUCCAUGUGGGAGCUCAAUUAAAGUCUUCUAUCAAUGAUGCUGCAGAAUUCAAAGUAGUAGCAGAUGCCAUGAAAGUAAUUGGCUUCAAACCUGAGGAGAUUCAAACCGUGUAUAAAAUUUUGGCUGCUAUUCUCCACUUGGGAAAUUUAAAAUUUGUAGUAGAUGGUGACACACCUCUUAUUGAGAAUGGCAAGGUUGUAUCUAUCAUAGCAGAACUGCUCUCUACCAAGGCAGACAUGGUCGAGAAAGCCCUUCUUUACCGGACUGUGGCCACAGGCCGUGACAUCAUCGACAAGCAGCACACAGAGCAAGAAGCCAGCUACGGCAGAGACGCCUUUGCCAAGGCAAUAUAUGAGCGCCUCUUUUGUUGGAUCGUUACUCGCAUCAAUGAUAUUAUUGAGGUCAAGAACUAUGACACCACAGUCCAUGGGAAAAACACUGUUAUUGGUGUCUUGGAUAUCUAUGGCUUUGAAAUCUUUGACAACAACAGCUUUGAACAAUUCUGCAUCAAUUACUGUAAUGAGAAACUGCAGCAGCUAUUUAUUCAGCUGGUUCUGAAGCAAGAGCAAGAGGAGUACCAGCGGGAAGGGAUCCCUUGGAAGCACAUUGAUUACUUCAACAACCAGAUCAUUGUGGACCUCGUGGAACAGCAGCACAAAGGCAUCAUUGCGAUCCUAGAUGAUGCUUGCAUGAAUGUCGGCAAAGUCACCGAUGAGAUGUUCCUUGAAGCACUCAACAGUAAAUUGGGCAAACACGGUCAUUUUUCCAGCCGAAAGCUCUGUGCCUCAGACAAAAUCCUGGAGUUUGAUCGAGAUUUUCGAAUUCGACAUUACGCAGGUGAUGUAGUUUAUUCUGUCGUUGGUUUUAUUGACAAAAAUAAGGACACUUUAUUUCAAGAUUUUAAGCGCCUCAUGUAUAACAGUUCAAAUCCUGUGCUGAGGAAUAUGUGGCCUGAGGGCAAACUGAGCAUUACAGAGGUGACCAAGCGACCUCUGACUGCUGCCACCUUGUUUAAGAAUUCCAUGAUUGCUUUAGUAGACAACCUUGCAUCAAAGGAACCAUAUUACGUACGUUGCAUCAAACCCAAUGAAAAGAAAUCCCCACAGAUAUUUGAUGACGAACGCUGCCGGCAUCAAGUAGAGUAUCUUGGACUACUGGAAAAUGUGAGAGUGCGUCGGGCAGGAUUUGCCUUCCGCCAAACUUAUGAGAAGUUUCUUCACAGAUAUAAGAUGAUCUCUGAAUUCACCUGGCCCAACCAUGACCUUCCUUCAGACAAAGAGGCUGUCAAGAAACUAAUUGAACGAUGUGGUUUUCAGGAUGAUGUAGCUUAUGGAAAGACCAAAAUUUUCAUUCGAACACCCCGUACGUUGUUUACCUUAGAAGAACUUCGUGCCCAGAUGCUUGUAAGGAUUGUCCUCUUUCUACAAAAGGUGUGGCGGGGCACCCUGGCCCGUAUGCGGUACAAGAGGACCAAGGCAGCUCUGACGAUAAUCAAGUACUACCGGCGCUACAAAGUGAAAUCAUACAUCCAUGAGGUGGCCAGACGCUUCCACGGCGUCAAGACCAUGAGAGACUACGGGAAGCACGUGAAGUGGCCAGCCCCUCCUAAAGUUCUUCGCCGUUUCGAGGAAAACCUACAGGCUAUUUUUAAUAGAUGGAGAGCAUCCCAGCUCAUCAAAAGCAUACCUGCUUCAGACCUGCCCCAGGUUAGGGCAAAAGUCGCAGCCAUGGAAAUGCUGAAAGGCCACAGAGCUGACCUUGGGCUCCAGAGGGCGUGGGAGGGCAACUAUCUUGCUUCGAAGCCAGAUACACCUCAGACCUCAGGCACUUUUGUCCCUGUUGCUAAUGAACUGAAACGGAAGGACAAAUACAUGAAUAUCCUCUUUUCCUGUCACGUCCGUAAGGUGAAUCGAUUUAGUAAGGUGGAAGACCGAGCAAUUUUUGUCACUGAUCGUCACUUGUAUAAAAUGGACCCCACUAAACAGUACAAGGUGAUGAAGACUAUCCCUCUGUACAAUUUGACUGGUCUGAGUGUCUCCAAUGGAAAGGACCAACUUGUGGUGUUCCACACAAAAGACAACAAAGACCUCAUUGUCUGCCUCUUCAGCAAACAGCCAACCCAUGAGAGUCGAAUUGGAGAACUUGUUGGAGUCCUGGCGAAUCAUUUCAAGAGUGAGAAGCGCCACCUUCAAGUGAACGUCACCAACCCGGUACAGUGCAGCCUGCACGGGAAGAAGUGCACCGUGUCCGUGGAGACGCGGCUCAACCAGCCGGAGCCCGACUUCACCAAGAACCGCUCGGGCUUCAUCCUCAGCGUGCCGGGGAACUGAGCGCAGCGCCGCCGGGCCGGGCUGUCGCCUCGCUCAGCUCGGGUGCCGGUCCCCGUGCGGCUUGCUUCCUGCCUUCUGCCUUUGGUCUCCAUCUUCCUCUGUCCCGACUUCCCACUGUCCCCACUCAAUAAACCAAAGACUUUGGCGCCCUGCCCCAGACCCCUGGGCUGACAUCCAGACUGCACCUUGCCUCCAGGCGGCUGGACGGUGCCUUUAGUGGGCGAAGGUGUCAACGCGCCUUAAGCCAGUGACCAGCUGCUGACCCCUGUAAGUGGUGGGCUGGGGGGAGCCCAGGACGCAGUCUCCCAGCCAAAGACGUGCUCCCCCAGGGGACUUGGGGAGGUGCGGUAGCCAUUAACUGGGGAUGUAGCCCCACCCUCUUCCCCCAAGGUGAUGGAAGCCUUCAAGAUGGCUCAGAGCUUCUCGGCACACUCCCAGCCCACCCCCAGCGGCCACUCAAAGCCACCAGGUGAGCAGGUUCACCUGCAGAGCCAAGCUCCUACCGUCCGUCCUUCCCUGAGCCAGUCCAAGCCAGCCCCGGGGACACUCCCCCACCCCCACCCCUUGACCAGGGCUCCCACCUGGGCCUCUGACCACCCCUCCGGAAAGAACAGUGUGAUGCCCCUCGGCCUGUGUCUGUCGUCAGCUGACACUCACAGUUUGCAGGUUGCUAAUCAGAGAGCUGCCACCACACUUGUGUUAGGAACCCUAAUAAGAAAAUGGAGCUACCCGGGGACGGGGCACCCAGGGGGUUGGCAGCUUUCCUUCUCUAACACCUCUCCCUGUGUUUACCACCCAUGGGGAGGACUAGGGCGGCAACCAAGCACCCAGGAAUGAUGGGAAGCAGAGCAACAGAAAGCCGAGCGUGGGGUCCUGGCACUGCGGGCCAGGCCAGGAUACCCACCCCCAUUCCCCACACAGAUCCUCCCAGUGCCGGCCAGUGGACCUCAUCCCAGGAGGGCACUGCCGUCUUGCCAAUCUCUGCCCAGCUGAAAGCAAGCGCAAUUCAGAGCCUUCCUGACACCACUCUCCUCCCCCCGCCUCAGCUGCUGCAGAGGAUGCUGUGACCUGUGGCAGCCAGGCCUCCCGGUGGGGAGCCUAAAAGAAGGGGCAACUCAAAACAAACACCCUGUGGUAUAAGGGGCAGGGAGGAGCCCACACCUCAGGAGGAGCUGGCAGGGGUGUCAAAGAGGGGCAUACUGAAGUUUUCUUCACUUUCUGCCACAGACGCUGCCCCUCCCCCAGUGCUCCCACCCUGCCACCCUGACCCAGCAGAACCCACCAAGUGCCUGUGUGCAGCCUCCUGUGCCUCACCCAGGGCCUGAUGCAGUCACCUGGCUGACCCCAGGGUGGUCCCAGCAGCCUGGUCUCAUGGCCACCCCCAUCCCUGCUUCCCAGGGCUUCAAACAUUUGCACUGUGUGCAAAUUUGCAACAAAGAAUCCUGUUGGCAUCCUGUCCUUGGGAACCCUUUCUCAUUCUCGAAGCCUGGUCAGCUGCCUGCUCGGUGCAGAGGCACCACCAGCCCAGUUUAGCAACGCUCAUAGUUUUGCCAAUUACCAGUAGACAGUAGUUGAACCAUCUAACUGGAACUUCACUCCUUCCCACUUCCCCGGACCUGUUGCUUUACACUAGACACAGAUCAUGCCAAAUGAGUUGCCCGUCAGGAGCUGGAGAGGAGAGUUGGGGUCUGGAUCCCUUCUUUCCGCCUUUCAGUGUUGCCUCGGCCCCUCAGCCCCAGCGCCAGGACUGCCGGCUGUCAACAAGCACUUUUUUCUGAUGUACUAAAAGAAGUCAGUGAGCGUGGACUGAAGAAGGAUCAGGAGUUUAGGGUGUGAUCGUAGUAAUGCGUCCAGGGUGCUGAGGGGAAAGGAAGCGGACACAGUGAUUGUAUGCAAUGAAAUGUUUCUCUUGAUUUAAUUAAAUGCAAUUUUAUG
Messenger RNA from Cynocephalus volans (Philippine flying lemur), 4956 nucleotides. RefSeq names its product myosin ID (gene MYO1D). The coding region runs from base 1 to 3021 and encodes 1006 amino acids. Gene Ontology annotation, molecular function: actin filament binding; microfilament motor activity; ATP binding. The transcript has 22 exons. Gene Ontology annotation, biological process: vesicle transport along actin filament; actin filament organization. Gene Ontology annotation, cellular component: plasma membrane; microvillus; myosin complex. The record is from RefSeq and is a predicted model, not a curated record. Lineage: Eukaryota; Metazoa; Chordata; Mammalia; Dermoptera; Cynocephalidae.